GUGAAUGUGGAGAACUGGAGGUUGGGGAUCUAAUUACCGGGCCAUAAUUGGGGGCUAGGGAAUAGGUUGCCGUCCUCUCAACUCGCUGCAGAUCAAUUAUGUUAAGAGAACAUCUGUAAGUAGAACUUAAUGAGGUCCAUUAGAGCAACAUGCGCUGCCUUCCCUAACGGUGCUUGUCAGCUUCUUGGAUGAGCUGGAGUGUGCUGCUAACUAGGGACCUGGUGAAGGUGCUUAAAUAGGCGAGGAGACGUGCGGGCCGGCUCAGGUCUGUUUUGCUUUGCUGCCAGGGAGGGAACGAGAUCGCAAGCGAAGAAACAGCCAUCGUGGGGAGAAGGAGGGGAAUCUUUUUAGAAAAGGAGCGAGGAGGAGUUGCACCAAGGCGGGCUGCGUGUUUUUAACCCGCUCGCCUGGAACUUGACAAGGGAACCGGCUAUAUUUGAGCUUCCAUCUCGUCUUAAUCUGCAACUUUUCCUCGCGAGAUUGCCUGGACAACGCAUCGUGGCGACGAGCGCAUUAUAACUAUCCCGAGGGAGGUCCUCAAUUCAGACAGAGACACUCAAUUUACCACAGCUGAGAAAUCUCUCGGUGACCCUCUCACUCAAAGUUCACAAUUUCUCACUGCUUGCGCUCUCACCCCCUCCAAGAGCAGCAUAUACAUUAGGUGGAAUCUAUGGCUCUGACAGCUUCUCCUGCACAAGGUAUACAAAUGCUCUCCGUCCAGCCGGACACCAAGCCAAAGGGCUGUGCCGGCUGCAACCGGAAAAUCAAGGACCGCUACCUGCUGAAGGCCCUGGACAAGUACUGGCACGAAGACUGCCUCAAGUGUGCCUGCUGCGACUGCAGACUCGGCGAGGUGGGAUCCACACUGUACACCAAAGCCAACCUCAUCCUCUGUCGGAGGGACUACCUACGGUUGUUCGGCGUGACGGGAAACUGUGCGGCUUGCAGUAAACUCAUCCCAGCGUUCGAGAUGGUCAUGAGAGCCAAGGAGAACGUCUAUCAUCUGGACUGCUUUGCCUGCCAGCUGUGCAACCAGAGGUUCUGCGUCGGAGACAAGUUUUUCCUAAAGAACAACAUGAUCCUCUGUCAGACAGACUACGAGGAGGGAUUGAUGAAGGAGGGCUACGCGCCGCAGGUCCGCUGACCAUCCCGCGACUUCACAGCUCACAGGAGGACUUGAAGUGGACAUGCAAUCAGACACACAAAGCACUAGUGUCCUCUCCAGCCCCUGUCCCCCCACAUCACACUGUAUAUACGAAGAAAGGGACGGUGUACUGUACAGAUUAGCCAUAGAGACGUUUUUUUUUUUUUGUAAGUCGGAAGAACAUUCGAAGACGGACCAAGACUGUGGUUCUGAUUUAACGACAAUGCCUGACGGCCUUAUGAAGACCAGACUUUUGUGAACACAAACACCAAACCCCCCACAUUGCCAUUAACAGGGUGAAGAUUAUGUAGUAAAAACAAAAAUUGAUCAUAAGAUCUCAGGUUCAAUGGGUUUUCUCAUUGUCCGUUGUGAUUUCUUUCGUCUGCAUUACAUCUGAACCGGGAUUUGGAGUAAUUACGAACAGCCAAUCAGGAGAUCUUUGACGUGUAAUGUAUAGUUAUGAGAACCAAUGAGAUUUCACAGUGGGCGGAGCUACUCUGUGUCCUGAUUAAAAUGCUUCGAACUGAUCUUUGGCCUUCGACAUCUUUAACAGCAAGUUCCUUGGUGACAUUAUGACUUUUUUAUACUUAAAAAGACCCGAUGCGAACAUUUGUGCAAAGGAAACUAUGAGUUAGUUUCUUCACUGUAUUUAUUUAAUAGGCUUUUCGUCAUUGCGUGUACUUCAAGGCUCGUCCCUGACAUGUUUAUACCUGAAGAGUUUUCAAGCAUCUCCUCCAGACGUGACGAACACCACCUCGUAUUUGUUUUUUGUUGCUUUUGAGCGGCCCAUUUUGAUCAGAACCCUGUUUAAACACAAUCAGGUCGCAUUACUGGAGAAUACCUGGUCGGAGGAUUUGCCUUUUACCGGGUUUUGUUUACUAUCGACUCUCAAGCGCAAAUCACUACUGUAGCCUACAAUGUUGAUAAUCCUUUUAUGGGCUAUGAUUACCUUUGGGAACCGAGGGGAUAUAGCCUAGAGAAAAAUAUGAAGACAGACUUAAUUUGUAUAUGGUGGUUGUAUAUAUUUAAAACAAAAAAAAUAUUCCUUUUUGCUUGCUAUUGUAUAUGGAUUUUCUUUUUAUGUGUUAUUCAGCAUGAGAUGUUUAUUUUUAGGACGUGUACAUACUGUACUGUAAUCAUUUUAAGCACAAAUGUAAUACAGUUUUAUUGUGUUA
Danio rerio (zebrafish) is the source of this 2319-nucleotide messenger RNA. NCBI's taxonomy places the organism in Eukaryota, Metazoa, Chordata, Actinopteri, Cypriniformes, Danionidae. The record is from RefSeq and is a predicted model, not a curated record.